GUAUCUUUCCGAUAAGGGAGGAGGUGGGACAAACAUGGCCGACCUGGCAGGGAACGUAAACACAGCCUGUGAUGAUGGUGUGGAAAAUCAAGGAGAAGAACCCACCGUUUUAGAUUCGGAGGCGUUCGAGGAGCUCAGCGACCGCGCAGAGCAGGACGCAGCCGGGAAGUCGCCCUCCGUGGCGGCAGAGAACAGCUGGUCGGCUCCUAUCUUCUCUUUGGCGCGGAAGGCCAGUGAAACGAUUAGCCAUGGAAUGAGCUACGCUGCUGCUCCCAGAAAGCUCUCACAUGGAUCAUCUGCGAGCUCCUCCAACGAGAAGGAGUCCGAAAAUGACACCAGCGGCUCUUCCAAGAAGAUACUACCCGUUCUGCCACCUAAAGACCCCAUGGGAAUAGAAAGAUCCAACCUGCUGAGCAUGAUGAAGCUGAGCAUCAAAGUCCUCAUCCAGUCCUCCCUGAGCCUGGGUAGGACUCUGGACUCGGAGUACCCUCCUCUGCAGCAGUUUUUUGUCGUCCUCGAGCAAUGCCUUAAGCAUGGUCUGAAAACCAAGAAAUCCUUUAUUGGUCAGAACAAGUCCAUUUGGGGGCCUCUGGAGUUGGUUGAGAAGUUGUGUCCAGAGUCUGCCAACAUUGCAACCAGUGCCAGAGAUCUACCUGGCAUUCGAACGGGUUUAGGGAGAGGGCGGGCCUGGUUGCAUUUGGCGCUCAUGCAGAAAAAAAUAGCAGACUACAUUAAAGCUCUGUUGGACCACAAAGACCUCCUGAGUGAGUUUUAUGACUCUGGAGCGAUGAUGUUAGAAGAAGAAGGCUCCGUAUUGGGUGGUUUGCUUGUGGGCCUCAACGUCAUUGAUGCAAACCUCUGCAUUAAAGGGGAGGACCUUGAUUCUCAGGUGGGAGUCAUUGACUUUUCUCUUUACCUAAAAGAUCCUGCAAGUUCUGAAACGCCAAAAGACGAUGCUAACAUGACAGCGAUAUUAGAUCAGAAGCACUACAUUGAGGAGUUGAACCGUCACCUAAGUGGAACCGUCACCGACCUUCAGGCUAAGUUGGACUCAAUAGAGAAAACCAACAGCAAGCUUGUAGAGGAGCUCACAGCAGCAACAGACAGAAUCAACUCUCUGCAGGAUGAACAGGAACAGCUGAAGAAGGAAAAUGAGUCAAUUCUGCAGUGCAGCCAGAAGAAGGAAGAGGCAGCACUUCAGGACAGUCAGGUGGAGCUGGAGACCUACAAACAGACUCGACAAGGCCUGGAUGAGAUGUACAACGUUGUGUGGCAACAGUACAAAGAGGAGAAGCGAAUUCGACAGGAGCUGCAGCGUGAGCUGGAGCUCCAGGUGGGCUUGAAGCAGGAGAUGGAGGUGGCCAUGAAGCUGCUGGAGAAGGACUCCCACGAGAAACAGGACACGCUGGCGGCCUUACGGCUCCAGCUGGAGCAAGUCAAAACGCUCAAUCUGCAGAUGUUCCACAGAGCUCAGGAAUCGGAGAGACAAGCGGAGAAAAAGCAGGAGGAAGCGGUGAAGCUGGAGCAGAGGAUGAAAGACAUGGAGAAAGCCAUGGAGGAAAUGGAGCAGAGACUGCAGAACUCUGAGUGUGAACGCAAGCAGAGUGACCAGUCGGAUGAAGACAUGAAAGUAGAACUGGAAGGAAAAGUAGAUGCUUUGCAGACACAGCUGACAGACCUGGAUACACUCAGGCUGGGUUUGGAAAAUGAGCUGCGCACUGAGAGGGAGCAGAGGCAAAGCUUGCAGAAAGCCUUGCAGCGAGAGCAGGACAACAGCUCGGAGCUCCGCACGCAGCUGCAGCAGCUGCAGGGCCUGCAUGUGGAGCUUCAGGAGUUGAAGCAAGAGAAGCAGCAGCUGCAGGAGAGGUGUGAGCAGCAGGAACAGGCCCUGCAGGAGAUGGGACUGCAUCUGAGUCAGUCCAAACUUAAAAUGGAAGACUUUAAAGAGGUCAACAAAGCCCUAAAGGGCCACGCAUGGCUGAAAGACGAUGAAGCCACUCAAUGCAAACAGUGUCAGAAGGAGUUCUCCAUCGCCAGAAGAAAGCACCACUGCAGAAACUGUGGAGACAUCUACUGCAACAGCUGUUCCAGCAAUGAGCUGGCCUUGCCCUCCUACCCUCGGCCUGUGCGGGUGUGCGACGUGUGCCACGCCCUCCUUCUGCAGAGAAGCUCUUCAACGGCUUCCUGACGACACACCACACCACAGACUUAGAUGUAACGCUAAAUAACAACCAAUCACAAAGAACUAGAGAGCUUACGGUAAAGGAGAACUGUCAAACCUGAUUUGCCGUUUCAUUUUCUGAAAUUCCCUUCAUGUUUUGAAAUCGAUAAGCUCCACGUCUUUUCAACAACACUGACACCCUCACUAUUCAGUGAAGUCCAAACACACAAUCAUGCUCCGGUUUUGUGUUGGUACACUACGGCAGUGCAGGAACGGCGCACAGCACCAUCUGAACUCCAGUUUUGGGUUUAUUUUUAAAGUGCAGACACAGAAACAUGUUCACGUCACAUUUUGUAAACGAAAGCAGCUCCAGUUCUAUGGCUAAGAGGCUCGGGUUCAGGAUCUGAUGUCUUAUUGUGGACUUGUUUAGCAAAACCAGAAGACCUGAUCGCAAAACCAAAUCUUUAAGACUGUUCGGAUUCUGCUGAUUAACUUUCAUAUCUACAAACCCUCAUUUGGUGGGUUUCCAGUGACUAGUGUAGCUUUAGUUGAUUAUGAAGCCAUUGGAUAUUCAAAUAUCCAGUUUAUUUUGCUUACGACUUUCUAAACCUUUCUACAAUGCAGAUUACAAAAACUUUAAGGCUCGUCUUUCUGCAUAAAAAUGUAUUAACUUGAGACUUAAUAUUUUAUUAAACAGUUCUGAUCAGGAUGUAAGUUUGUGUAAAUGACCGUGGAAUGUCGACAGAAACUAACGUUGAAUGUCUUUAGUUUUUGUGGCUCGUGAUGACUACGAUAAAUCGGUUUCUAUAGUUGGAGAAUUUUGAUUUAACAUUUUUACCAAUUUAUUAAAUAAACUUACAACUUGUUCUUUUUUCAAUGACAUAUUCCGGAGUACUUUUAUUCACUUUGUGCACAGAAAAUACAAAUAGAAAUUUGAAGCAGUAAAAACCUCCAUUGUAGCAAAUUGGAAAUUGGUUGCCCUGGAUACAGCCUUCAUUCACCAAAAAGAAAA
Oryzias latipes (Japanese medaka) is the source of this 3173-nucleotide messenger RNA. It is a transcript of the gene rufy1, whose product is annotated as RUN and FYVE domain containing 1. Gene Ontology annotation, biological process: regulation of endocytosis; protein transport. Gene Ontology annotation, molecular function: metal ion binding. The record is from RefSeq and is a predicted model, not a curated record. NCBI's taxonomy places the organism in Eukaryota, Metazoa, Chordata, Actinopteri, Beloniformes, Adrianichthyidae. Gene Ontology annotation, cellular component: cytoplasm.